Molecule: messenger RNA, 883 nt
Organism: Chiroxiphia lanceolata (lance-tailed manakin)
Lineage: Eukaryota; Metazoa; Chordata; Aves; Passeriformes; Pipridae
Product: src kinase-associated phosphoprotein 1-like
Exons: 9
Cellular component (GO): cytoplasm; plasma membrane
Source: RefSeq, a predicted model, not a curated record
CCCUGCCCUCCCCACCCCCGGGACAGGAGCGGUCGCGGCAGGUUUGGCUCCCGUGGGAAGGAAGCUGGCAGGUGUCAUGAUCCCCGAGGAGAUCCAGAGGCUCCUGGAAGAUGCUGAGGACUACCUGGCAGAAGGGCUGCAGAACGAGAACCUGAGUGCUGAAGCCAGGGAGCAGAGGGAUGAGAUUCUUCUGGCCUUCCAGAGAGUCAAAGCCAGGUACCACUUGACUUUUGCACCCCGAGGGGAGGAUCAGCAUGAUCCUGGCUUUGGACAGGACAGUUCUGACGAAAAUCAGAGCUGCAGUUUGGCCCCUUCCAUGACAUCCCUCCCAUCAGAGCUGCAGGAGGAUGGGCUGGAGGAGAACCCACCAAAGCCUGUCCCAGAAACAGGGAACAUCCUGAAGCAAGGAUACCUGGAGAAGAGAUCCCGAGAUCACAGCUUUUUUGGGGCAGAGUGGCACAAGAGGUGGUGUGUCCUCAACAGAAAGACCUUCUACUACUAUGCCAACGAGAAAAGCAAGCAACCGAGAGGCACCUUCUCCAUCGAGCACUACAGUGCCCGGCUGGUUUCCCACCUCCGCAAAGAUUCCCGGAAAAAAUGCUGUUUCGAGUUAACCUGCCCUGGCAAACGCACCUACGAGUUCACAGCCCCAAGCCCAGCAGAGGCUGAAGACUGGGUGGACCAGAUCCAGUUCCUCCUGAAGGACCUGAGCUCCCUGACUAUCCCGUGCGAGGAGGAGGAGGAGGAGGAAGAAGAAGAGCUCUACAACGACGUGGAGAGCUCUGACUCCAUGAACACCUCUCACAACACCACCCUGACCCAGGAGGAGCCCAACGUGGAGGUGGAAGGGGAGGACAUCUACGAGGUCCUGCCAGGUGAGAAC